Fusarium poae is the source of this 1599-nucleotide messenger RNA. RefSeq lists its product as uncharacterized. Gene Ontology annotation, biological process: transmembrane transport. The record is from RefSeq and is a predicted model, not a curated record. Gene Ontology annotation, molecular function: transmembrane transporter activity. The transcript is spliced from 5 exons. Lineage: Eukaryota; Fungi; Ascomycota; Sordariomycetes; Hypocreales; Nectriaceae. The coding region runs from base 1 to 1599 and encodes 532 amino acids.
AUGUCUCUCAACACACCCGCUGCGGGCCAAUCUGCCCCUGUCAACAAUCCUGAAGCGCUUUCUUCCGUCCGUGAGGAUUUAUUGUACAACCAUUCCACCGGCAAUGUGGACGUGCCACAGGGCUUCAAGUAUCGUCAAUACCGAAUAUUCGGAUAUACGCUCCCUUGGUAUGCGUCACCAAAGAUCCAGUUGGGUAUGGUCGCUUUUGUAUGCUUCAUGUGUCCCGGUAUGUUCAAUGCACUGAAUGGUAUGGGUGGUGGAGGAAAGGUGGACACCACAUUGGUGACAAACAUGAAUACUGCUUUGUACAGCACUUUUGCCGUCGUCGGAUUUUUCGGGGGCACCUUUGUGAACCGACUCGGUGUCAAGAUUACACUCGCCUUGGGUGGCAUCGGCUACGGUAUCUAUACCAUCAGUAUUCUGUUGUCGAAUCACUUUGGAAAAGAUGUCGAGGGUUUCAAUCUCUUUUCGGGUGUUCUCCUUGGCUUCUGUGCAGCGAUGUUAUGGACUGCCCAAGGCACAAUCAUGAUAUCGUAUCCACAUGAAAACCAAAAGGGACACUACUUUGCCUGGUUCUGGGGAACCUUCAAUCUAGGCGGUGUUCUUGGAAGUCUUAUCCCACUCGGCAGCAAUUACCACAGCAAGGACAACGUAGAUGUUAAUGACGGUACUUAUAUUGGUUUCAUCGUCCUCAUGUUCUUUGGAGCAGGCCUAGCUCUUCUCCUCUGCAACGCAAACGAUGUCAUCCGGAAAGACGGUUCUUAUGUCAUCCUGAUGAAGAACCCGACAUGGCAGAGUGAACUUCUCGGCUUGUACGAGACGAUCCGAUUUGAGCCAUUCGUUAUCUUCCUAUUUCCCAUGUUCUUUUCGUCUAAUUGGUUCUACGUUUACCAGCAAAAUGCUGUCAACGGUGCUUAUUUCUCGACAAGGGCCAAAGCUCUAAACAAUCUACUGUACUGGCUGGCACAAAUUGCUGCGGCUGCCAUAUGGGGAUACUUACUCGAUCUGGAAUAUCUGCGCCGUUCUGUCAGGGCCAAGAUCGCUCUUGUGGUUCUUUUUGUCCUGACAUUCAUUGUGUGGGGUGGAGGUUAUGCGCAUCAGAGAACAUAUACUCGAACUCCUGACGACAAAACGGACAAUGGAGAAAAGGAUUGGAAUGAUACAGGUUACGCCGGACCUCUUUUUCUAUACAUCUUCUAUGGCUUCUAUGACGCUGCUUGGCAAGCUACUGUUUACUGGUUCAUGGGUGCUCUCUCGAACUCCGGUCGUCGCUGCGCAAACUACAUUGGUUUCUACAAAGGCAUUCAAUCAGCCGGCGCCGCAAUUUCCAACAACCUCGAUGCCAGGAAAGUGUCAUUCGAAGCACAAUUCAUCAGUAACUGGGUUCUUCUGGCCACAUCUCUUGUCAUAGCUGCACCUGUAAUCUUUCUUAAGAUUCGAGACCAUGUCGCAGUGGAAGAAGACCUGGAGGGAACAGACGAAACCCUGGCUGAUAUCAAUCCCACGUACAUUCUUACCCAUCCAGGUCGCAAUGGGGAGAUUUAUGAAAUGGACUUUGAUGAGUUUAAUAGUUCUACCAAGUUACUUCGUCGAUGGUGA